This is a messenger RNA of Marmota monax (woodchuck), 3878 nucleotides long. RefSeq names its product calcium/calmodulin dependent protein kinase II gamma (gene Camk2g). Gene Ontology annotation, biological process: protein phosphorylation. Lineage: Eukaryota; Metazoa; Chordata; Mammalia; Rodentia; Sciuridae. Gene Ontology annotation, cellular component: neuron projection; cytoplasm. The record is from RefSeq and is a predicted model, not a curated record. The transcript is spliced from 24 exons. The coding region runs from base 171 to 1886 and encodes 571 amino acids. Gene Ontology annotation, molecular function: calmodulin binding; calcium/calmodulin-dependent protein kinase activity; ATP binding.
CGGGCUGCACCGCCGCGUCCGCCCGCCCGCCCGCCAGCCAGCAUGGCCACCACCGCCACCUGCACUCGCUUCACCGACGACUACCAGCUCUUCGAGGAGCUUGGCAAGACUGCAGGGCUAUCAGUGAGAUGCAGCAGGUGUGUGUUUGAAGCAUCGCCCACCAGCUCCUGAUGUACAGCCUGAGGGGUGCUUUCUCUGUGGUCCGCAGGUGUGUGAAGAAAACCUCCACGCAGGAGUAUGCAGCAAAAAUCAUCAACACCAAGAAGUUGUCAGCCCGAGAUCACCAAAAACUAGAACGUGAGGCUCGGAUAUGCCGACUUUUGAAACAUCCAAAUAUUGUGCGCCUCCAUGACAGUAUUUCUGAAGAAGGGUUUCACUACCUCGUGUUUGACCUGGUUACUGGCGGGGAGCUGUUUGAAGACAUUGUGGCUAGAGAAUACUACAGUGAAGCAGAUGCCAGCCACUGUAUACAUCAGAUUCUGGAGAGUGUUAACCACAUCCACCAGCAUGACAUUGUCCAUCGGGACCUGAAGCCUGAGAACUUGCUGCUGGCAAGUAAAUGCAAGGGUGCUGCCGUCAAGCUGGCUGAUUUUGGCCUCGCCAUCGAAGUGCAAGGAGAGCAGCAGGCUUGGUUUGGUUUUGCUGGCACCCCAGGUUACUUGUCCCCUGAGGUCUUGAGGAAAGAUCCCUAUGGAAAACCUGUGGAUAUCUGGGCCUGCGGGGUCAUCCUGUAUAUCCUCCUGGUGGGCUACCCUCCCUUCUGGGAUGAGGAUCAGCACAAGCUGUAUCAGCAGAUCAAGGCUGGAGCGUACGAUUUCCCAUCACCAGAAUGGGACACAGUGACUCCUGAAGCCAAGAACUUGAUCAACCAGAUGCUGACCAUAAACCCAGCAAAACGCAUCACGGCUGACCAGGCUCUGAAGCACCCAUGGGUCUGUCAACGAUCCACGGUAGCCUCCAUGAUGCACCGCCAAGAGACUGUGGAGUGUUUGCGCAAAUUCAAUGCCCGGAGAAAACUGAAGGGUGCCAUCCUCACGACCAUGCUUGUCUCCAGGAACUUCUCAGUUGGCAGGCAGAGCUCCGCCCCCGCCUCGCCUGCCGCGAGCGCCGCCAGCCUGGCCGGGCAAGCUGCCAAAAGCCUAUUGAACAAGAAGUCGGACGGAGGUGUCAAGAAAAGGAAGUCGAGUUCCAGCGUGCACCUAAUGCCACAGAGCAACAACAAAAACAGUCUCGUAAGCCCAGCCCAAGAGCCCGCGCCCUUGCAGACGGCCAUGGAGCCACAAACCACCGUGGUGCACAAUGCUACAGAUGGGAUCAAGGGCUCCACAGAGAGCUGCAACACCACUACAGAAGAUGAGGACCUCAAAGCUGCCCCGCUCCGCACUGGGAAUGGCAGCUCGAUGCCUGAAGGACGGAGCUCCCGGGACAGAACAGCCCCCUCUGCAGGCAUGCAGCCCCAGCCUUCUCUCAGCUCCUCAGCCAUGCGAAAACAGGAGAUCAUUAAGAUCACAGAACAGCUGAUUGAAGCCAUCAACAAUGGGGACUUUGAGGCCUACACGAAGAUUUGUGACCCAGGUCUCACUUCAUUUGAGCCUGAGGCCCUCGGUAACCUCGUGGAGGGGAUGGAUUUCCAUAAGUUUUACUUUGAGAAUCUCCUGUCCAAGAACAGCAAGCCCAUCCAUACCACCAUCCUAAACCCACAUGUCCACGUGAUUGGGGAGGACGCAGCUUGCAUCGCCUACAUCCGUCUCACCCAGUACAUCGACGGGCAGGGUCGGCCUCGUACCAGCCAGUCAGAGGAGACCCGGGUCUGGCACCGCCGGGAUGGCAAGUGGCUCAAUGUCCACUAUCACUGCUCAGGGGCCCCUGCCGCACCAUUGCAGUGAGCUUCAGCCACAGGGGGAUUAGGAGAUUCCAGCUGGAGGUCGAACCUUCGCAGCCAGUGGCUCUGGAGGGCCUGAGUGACAGCGGCAGUCCUGUUCGUUUGAGGUUUAAAACAAUUAAAUUACAAAGCGGCAGCAGCCAAUGCACGCCCCUGCAUGCAGCCCUCCCGCCCGCCCUUCGUGUCUGUCUCUGCUGUACCGAGGUGUUUUUUUUACAUUUAAGAAAAAAAAAAAAAGAUUGUUUAAAAAAAAAAUGGAAUCUGUACCAUGAAGCAUUUCAAAACCACCUACAGCCCUUGGGCUUGCAAGAAGACAGGAGUUUGUGUGAUGCCCAUCCUGGCAUGAACGUUGGGCUCACCCACCAGUCCUGAAGAGGUGAGCUUAGCCUCAGAACCCCCACGGACCCAGGGGGACCAGGCAAGGACUCUGACAGAGCUUUGGGGGCCAUGAUGUGAUUAUGGCCCCUGAGGUGGCCUGCUUACCCCAGGUCUAUGAGUGGGCUUCUUCGGAAACUGCAUAAGCACCUAGAAAGAAGCUGAUGAAAACACCAUGGCUGUUAGACCUACUUGAGAGAGAAUGCAGAACUCUCAGCCAGCUGUGGACGCAGCUGAGAAGCAGUGGCCUCAGGACUGAGGUCCCGGACUUUGCUGUACUGUUCAUUUAGCAUAGAAGGGAAGAGAAUUGGUGCUGCAGAAGUAUGUCUGCUAUGAAGCUGAUGAGAAACCUCGUGUUAGUCUGACAUGCACUUACUUACUCAUCCAUUUCUAUAGGAUGCACAAUGCCCUUGGGCCCUGAUAUUGAGGCCUAAUCCCUGCAGGUGGGAAGGGGAGGUUUUACUGCUUUGCUUCGUGUUUGUGUUCUUGAUAACUUAGCAAGGAGGGAGCCAGGCCCUGGUCAGGGCUCCCUUUGUCGCCUUUGGCAGUUCUGUUUCUGGACCAUCUUUGUCUUGCCUUUUCAUGGUGGUGGUCCCCCAUGCUGACCCUCAUCUGGACCUGGGCCCUCCGUGAAGUGCCCCUGUGGGAUGGGAGGAGUGAGGCAGUGGGAUAAGAGGUGGUGGUUGUUUCUAUGCAUUCAGGCUGCCCUCAGGGUUGCCUCCCUUCUUACUCUUGCUGCACGUCCAUCUCUUUCCCUGUCUUUGAGAUUGACCUGAGUGCUCUGGCAAGAAGCGUCCUCUUGAAAGAGGCCUCUACUGACCAACUGAAGUAUAGACUUACUGCUGGACAAUCUGCAUGGGCAUCACCUCCCCUCACCUGCAUGUACCCAAAAAAGGUGUCCAGAGCAAAGACUCCUACAUUCAUUGUCUCUCUCUGCUCAAGGAGUUCCAUUCCAGGAGGAAAAGAUCUACCCUAAGCCACUAUGAGAAGAUAAUGGAGGAGCAAUUGGUCAUAGCCUUGGGUUUCUCCCAAAACAACUGUGCAUAUUUAUCUGCACAAAUAUCUGCACUUUUGAGGGAAAGGUGGGUAGACUCCAGCUCCCUGGACUAACUUCAGGAGGCACAGGAGCUGGGAAAAGAGGCAAAGCUACAGGUUUACUCUGGAGCCAGCUGAGGAGAGCAAACUCACAGGUGCUGAUGCUUGGAUUUAGCAAGGCUCCUCUCGCGCCUCAUGCAUGCCCCAGCCCCUGGGCCCUACCCCCCACCCUGCCCUGCAGCCUGCAGUGCCAGCUCGCAGAUACCUUCACCACAGGGUUUGGUUUUGCUGGCUUGAAGACAAAUGGUCUUAGAGUUCAUUGAGACCCAUAGCUUCAUAUGGCUGUUCCAGCCCCACUUCUUAGCAUUCUUACUCCUCUUCUGGGGCUAAUGUCAGCAUCUAUAGACAAUAGACUAUUAAAAUAAUCUUUUAAACAGGAAAUGGAAGGCAUUUGAUGCAGAAUUUUUGCAUGACAUAGAAAUAAUUUAAAAAUAGUGUUUGUUCUGAAUGUUGGUAGACCCUUCAUAGCUUUGUUACAAUGAAACCUUGAACUGAAGAUAUUUAAUAAAAUAACCUUGAAACAGUC